This is a messenger RNA of Pungitius pungitius (ninespine stickleback), 936 nucleotides long. It is a transcript of the gene mplkip, whose product is annotated as M-phase specific PLK1 interacting protein. Bases 76 to 480 code for a protein of 134 amino acids. Lineage: Eukaryota; Metazoa; Chordata; Actinopteri; Perciformes; Gasterosteidae. The transcript is spliced from 2 exons. The record is from RefSeq and is a predicted model, not a curated record.
GCGCGUUUCCGGUUUCGCUUUGUUGCGUUCGUCCAGUAGGGGAGCCUCCUCCAGCCUCCUCACGUCAUAGCCGCCAUGUACAGAGGACCAGGCAGACCUCCGCCGAGUCCCGCAGCUCCGCGCCCGACUGACCGCUUUCCGUCCCCGGCCUUCGGCUGGGGUUUCCCCGGGCCUCGCUCUCCUUACGGAGGCGCUGGUUCCUGCUACGAGUCGCCGCUGCGGUCUCCGGUUUCUCAUCGGGGCUACGGGGACGGUUCUCCCUCCGGGUUCCCAAGCGGGCCCCGGGGGUUCGGAGGCUCGAGGCGGCCCAGAGGGGCUUCGUCCCGGAGGCCUCAGACCUUCAGUCACAACUCGCAGAGUGAAUCUUCAGUGGAGAGAUACUUCAGCCGCUCCAUGCUGCAGGAUCCCUGGGAAGCUCUUGAACCAGCUGCAGACAGACAACAGGCCUCACUAGACUACAGCAGGAAGCAGCUCAACUGAAGUCCGUUCAGAAGUUCAUCGUCGCCGUGGAUACGUCCUGUCAGUCACUGCGCCCUCGAGUCACAUGUUUCACCCGUUUCAAUCAAAACAGCCUCUAGCUGUCGCUGAUUCGUGGGCCGAAUCAUCCAAUAGUUUGACACAUAAUAUAUUAUAUCCUGUGCUGAGUAUUUGCUGAAAAGGUGACGGGAUUUGGGGACGGAUAUUUCUUUUGAAGAGUUAAUAAACGCCACCAUGUCGGUUCAUGAUUAACUAGUCCUCUACUUUCACAUCAUUUCAAGCUAUGGGUCAAGUCCAAUGGUUGUAGCUCUAUGGGGGUAGAGUCUUCAAGGGGACAUAUUAUGAAAAUUCCACUUUUAUAGGUCUUGUACGUGUUAUUGUGCACGUCUGGUACGUCUACAAAGACAUUUGUAUGAUUCCUGCAGUGAAUGAAUUCUAAUAAACACAACUUGUUUGGAA